UCAUAGUAACUCCUUUAAAACAGAGUGGAGAGACACCACCCUCGCGUACCACCGAGGAAACUUAAACCACCAGCAGGUCACUCCCCUUCACUACGGCUCUGCGCUCCGGCACAGCAGCACCGCAGCCCCGCACGCUCCUGCUUCCACAGGUGCCAGCACCGGCCCCAGCCCACCCGAGCUCUCUGCACUAGCGACACCACCUAGGAAGGACGCCAAGAUGUUGGUGCUACUGGCUGGUAUCUUUGUGGUUCACAUCGCCACCGUCAUCAUGCUCUUCGUCUCCACCAUUGCCAACGUUUGGAUGGUGGGUACCACCACCAUGGGAAAAGGCUCGUGGGGACUCUGGCUAAUGUGCAAUGGCACCUGCAGGCAGCUGACAGUCGGCAGCAGCGAAGCGGCUUCCCUCAAAGCAGCACAAGCCUUUAUGAUCCUCUCAAUCAUUUUCUCCGUCAUCGCACUUGUCAUGUUCAUUGUCCAGCUGUUCACCCUAGAGAAAGGCAAACGUUUCUACAUCACUGGAGCCAUCAUGCUGGUUUGCUGGUUGUGCAUUCUGAUUGGAGCCUCCAUUUUCACAGCUCGGUUCACAGGCUUGCGGUUAGGGUUCGGAAAUGUUCACCACGGCUACAGCUUCAUAUUGGCCUGGAUCUGCUUUUGCUUCAGUUUCAUCAUCGGCAUCCUCUACCUUGUUCUUAGGAAAAAAUAAGGCUGAUGGGAGUACUGGGGAGAGGGUUGGCUGCUGGAGACAGGGAAGAAUUGCUCUGCUGAGAGAACUGUUGGGCCAAUAGAAAAAAAAAAAAAAAAAGAAAAAAGAAAGAAACAGCCACCAUCAUCACUUCUGCCACCACUACAGAAAGAUACCUAACAAAACUAGAAUCCUCAGAAACUCAUUCACCAAACAGAGGGAAAAACAGCUCCAACUGAUCUCUCACUCCUGGGGCUGCUGCACCAGAAAUCUGCAAGUGACCCAGACAGCUGUUCCCCUUUUCUGCAAAGUUAUGCGAUACCUUCGCAAACAUUCAAGUCCAGCAGUGAUGACUGAAGAGCACCACAAAAACAAAGGCUACAUCUUUUUCCCUGUCUAGAGCCCUUCCCACUUACCUUUCAGUGUGCCUUGUGGGUUGGGCAAUGAGGCUUAUGACUCCUUUUUUUGUCUAUUGAAACAAAUGGUAUGGGCCUUUUGUUACAGUUAUAUAUAUAUAUAUAUAUAUAUGCACAUAUAAGAAGGUUAAAGACAUUAAAUUGAGAAACAACCCAAUAGAAAUCAGAUUAAAUUAGUAUUAAAAAUGCUACAUGAACACUGCAGCAAUAUUUUUUUUCUGUUCUGUUUCCUAUCUGAUAUUCCCACAGUUGAAUCAAAUACAGCUAGGAAGGGCAAAUAUACAGGCAUGGAUGACGGAUAGAGAGAGAGAAAAAGAGGAGGGGGGGGGGAAGGUACGUAGGGGUUCCUAAUUACAGAGGAUGCAGUUGCUCAAUGAUGCAUAUGCAGGGAGGGAAUCAUUUGAGUGUGUGUCUACAUUUAAAUCUUCUAUUUAGCUCUAGAACAUAGCAACAACACUGGAACAUCACUUUUUUUUCUUUUAAGUCCUUAUCUGUAGGCAGGUGUUUUUUUUUUUUGUUUGUUUUGUUUUUCCACAUUGUCAUCCAGGACAUAGUAUUAAUUGAGAGCCCCAAGUUGUGACAAAACUUGUCACAAAAAGCAGAUGCUGUUAGCAGAGGAAAGGUAUUCCCUAAUGAGAGACUUGGAGAGAUGAGACAGGACUUGUGUGUUCUGCUCCUUGCUGCACAAUCUUAGGCCAGUCACAAACCGGUGCUUUUCCAUCUGCCUAUACCUACCUCCCAGGGUUGCUGAGAUAUUUUGAGUCCACUCUGUAAUACAAGGUCCCCAUGUGAAAAGCUGGCAUGGGUAAGUCAGGCAUUGUUACUGCUGCAACCCACACAUUUCUGUCAGUUUGAAGAAUCUCAGUUGCAAGCUGACUUUAUAAGGGACAAGAGGUCAAAACUUCCUGUGACUCCAUCCAUACCUAAAAGGCAGAGUAUCUAAAAAUGUAUAGGUGCAGAUUGUGCAUGGACCCUGUUUACCUCUCCCCACCCCCUACCUCCACCCCCCCCUUCUGUUACAUUUUCUUCUUAUGUAGACUUUAUCAAUUUGGUGGAUAUAUUCUAUUACUGUACGUUGCCGUUUCAUUAACAAAGGUUAUUUCAUAUAUAGUCACUGUAAAUACUUUGAAAUGCAUAUUUUAACUUUAAGGGUAUAAAAAUAAAAAAUCUGAUUCCCUUUAUAAUAAAGAGUUUUGCUUUGGUG
This is a messenger RNA of Cygnus atratus (black swan), 2302 nucleotides long. RefSeq names its product epithelial membrane protein 1 (gene EMP1). Gene Ontology annotation, cellular component: plasma membrane. Bases 218 to 703 code for a protein of 161 amino acids. NCBI's taxonomy places the organism in Eukaryota, Metazoa, Chordata, Aves, Anseriformes, Anatidae. The record is from RefSeq and is a predicted model, not a curated record. The transcript has 5 exons.